Calliphora vicina (urban bluebottle blowfly) is the source of this 1959-nucleotide messenger RNA. Its product is annotated as acyl-coenzyme A thioesterase 9, mitochondrial-like. The transcript is spliced from 4 exons. Gene Ontology annotation, cellular component: mitochondrion. The record is from RefSeq and is a predicted model, not a curated record. Gene Ontology annotation, biological process: acyl-CoA metabolic process. Lineage: Eukaryota; Metazoa; Arthropoda; Insecta; Diptera; Calliphoridae. Bases 161 to 1489 code for a protein of 442 amino acids. Gene Ontology annotation, molecular function: fatty acyl-CoA hydrolase activity.
UUUUUCCGUAUAAUACGAUGAAAUUGCUAAUAUUUUAUUAUUUAAACAAAAACGUCACGGAUUUAUAGUCCAAAAUACAAAUUCAACCAACAACAAAAGGCCUUGUUUUGGUGGUACUAGACUAUACGGUGGAAUAUUUUUUAAAUAAAUUUUAUUAAAAAUGUUAAGAAAUGUAUUAAAAAUUAGAAAUUUGUUAGCAACAACAAGUUGGCAGCCAUUACAGAAAGAUUUUGUACUAGCGGCUGCUGUUGGGUCCAGACGUAAUAUUGGUUUGCAGCAUGGCGAAAAUGAUCCCUACUAUGCUGGUACAAUGGCUGAAGUCAAAGAAGAAACCAUGAAUCGUUUGGGCUUAGAACACGGCUACUCUCCAGUGCCCAAGACCCGUGAACAUCUCUUGAAUUAUGAACCGAAAGUAAACGAUUUACCACCACGUUCUAUGCAAGAUUCUUUUACCUCGGCCAUUUUGCCAUUGAGUGAGGACAAGACUUUGCAAGAUAAAUACAUCUCAUUUUUGGGUAAUGUACGUCUGGGUCGUUUAAUGGAGGAUAUGGAUAUGUUUGCCGUCUGGGUGUGUCAUCAACAUAUCAAGCCCAACAAUCUGCCAGAAAAUGUACCCUUGCCAUACACUUUUGUAACCAUUUUAGUGGACAAAAUAACAUUUUCCGAUGUAAGAGCUAAAGCCACCGAAGAUAUCAGAAUAUCGGGUCAUGUUACAUGGGUGGGUAAGAGUUCUAUGGAAAUUGUGGUGUGGAUAGAACAAAAAGAUCAUAAUGUGUGGAGAAAAAUCACUAGAGCUUUGUUUCUAAUGGCGGCCCGUAAUGCCACAAAUACGGCGGCAGCUCCCGUCAAUCCCAUACAACCGGCCAACGAUGAAGAAAUUAAGAUAUUAAAUGGUGGCGAAGAACGUAAAAAGCGUCGUCAGAUACUGCAGGCAUCAUCGAUUUUCAAAGUAGAACCCAACAAUUAUGAACAAUCGCUAAUGUACAACUUGUUUAAGAGAACUACCCCUCAAACAACCAUGGAAUUGAAUACACGUGUUUUGCCCGCCAAAUGCCGCUGGAUGUCCGACUCAUUUGUUACCAAUACCAUGGCCUCGUUUCCGGAAAAUCGUAAUGCUCAAAAUACAGUAUUUGGUGGUUUUCUAAUGCGCAAUGCUUUGGAAAUUAGCUGGGUGGGGGCCAGUCUCUAUUGCAAGAGUCGCCCGAAAUUGGAGCAUAUUUGCGAUAUAAGCUUUGAAAAGCCUGUUAGUGUGAAUUCAAUCAUUAAAAUGACCGCCUAUGUGGUGUAUACGGAUGUUAACUAUUUGCAAAUGAUGACUGUGGCCGAUGUAAUUGAUGCCGCCACUGGCAAUCAAUUGACUUCGAAUGUUUUCUACUAUACCUUCUCUUCGGCGGAAGAGGUGCCCGAAGUGUUGCCCAGAUCGUAUCAUGAAACUAUGUGGUAUAUACAAGGUCGCCGUAAGUUUAAAUAUGCUUUGGGUUUGGAGUAAAAUUAUAGUGGCAGAAUGAAAUAUUUUAGUUUUAUUUAGAAAGUAUAAGUUAAAUAGUUCAAAGCUUUUUUGUAAUAUUUAAUUAAAUUAAGCUUUGCAUAGAGCUUAAAUCAUAGAUAAAUGCACAUAGAUCGGAAACUCUCCUGUCAAAGACCUAACCCAGUUGUCAAAAACAUAUGGGGUGAGAAUGUAUGUGAAAUUAAAGAUUAGAUUUUUAUCUAGUUUCCGCUCUAUGUUUCUCUAUGGCUUAAAUUGUUUUUAAUAAUAUUCUAUGUUAUUGGGCCUAUUAUUGUGUUGUAAAUUCAAUCUUCAUCCAAUUGCAAAAAAAUACAUAUAGAGACCUCGUGCUUAAUUAAUGAAGAUUGAAUUUAAUUUAUUUCUGUUAAGAAAAAUGUCGUUAUUAAAUAUUUAAUUAUACAUAAGUACUUAUUUGUUUUAAAAAUUUUAAAAAUUUGAUUAAAUAAUUGUGA